AUGGCUGCGCUUCCUACACCAAAAGGAAUCCCAGGUCGUUGGCCUUCGACCCCCGGGGCUUCUAAUACACAGGAUUACUCCUUCCCAGAGGCGGGAUCCCUCGCAGCAGAUUCCGAUUUAGAGGCCGGUUUAGCACCUAUUACACUGAACGAGGAUGCUCGGCGGCAUUCAAAUCAAACCGGGUCAGAUCAAACAAUUGUGGAUGAUGACCCCGGGACAGAAGCAAAGGGAAAUGAUGCUACAAACUAUUCUAGUGCAUCUAGUAGUCUUCAUGACCUUGCAAAUAUGACCACCACACAGCCCAUCCAUCCAGCACCCGCUCGUAGAGAGUCCACACAAGUAGGACCAGCAACUGGGGAAGAAGAAAUCUUUCGCAUUCUCUCACGGCGGAGAACUAACGCCUCCUCGCAUCAUGAAGAGUUGCAGGGAUCUAAGCAAGAAAUUGAGCAGCUUCUUUCAUCUAUAUUCGGAAGUUCUCGUAAAAGCGAUUCUCAAGAAGAGAAAGCUCGUCAUCUUGGUGUUGUCUUUAAGAACUUGACCGUAAAAGGCCAAGGAUUAGGGGCCAGCAUCCAGCCAACCAAUGGAGGGUUACUUUUGGGUCCUUUCAGGGCACUCUGGGGGCUUCUUUCUAAGGGUUCUAAGGCUGGAUUCGGGAAGCCACCAAUCAGGACUUUACUCAAUAAUUUUACAGGAUGCGUUAGACCUGGCGAGAUGUUGUUAGUAUUAGGGAGGCCGGGAUCUGGUUGCUCGACAUUUUUGAAGGUUGUCGGUAACCAGAGAAACGGCUAUGAGAGUAUUUCGGGCGACGUUCUUUAUGGUGGAGUUGACAGCAGCGAGAUGGCCAAAAGGUUUCGUGGCGAAGUCCUCUACAAUCCUGAAGAAGAUCUACAUUAUGCUACAUUAACUGUAAAGGAAACCCUAAAGUUCGCUCUUGAGACACGUACGCCAGGGAAGGCUUCCCGGCAGGAGGGCGAGACUCGAAAAGAAUAUGUCAACGAAUUUCUCCGUGUCGUCAGCAAACUAUUUUGGAUCGAACACACCCUUGACACAAAGGUAGGGAACGAACUUAUCCGCGGUGUCUCCGGUGGUGAAAAGAAACGAGUUUCUAUUGCAGAAGCAAUAGUCACUAAAGCCUCUUGCCAAUGUUGGGACAACUCCACUAAAGGGCUAGAUGCCAGCACGGCAAUAGAAUAUGUGGAAUCGCUUCGCACUUUGAGUAACAUGGCAAACAUUUCCACCCUGGUUGCACUAUACCAAGCAGGAGAGAGUUUAUAUAAACUUUUCGACAAAGUUAUUCUUAUUGAUGAAGGAAGGUGUGCUUACUUUGGACCUACCGAGAAUGCGAAGGCCCAUUUUGAGAGUUUGGGUUUCGUUUGUCACCCUCGAUGGACAACUGCAGAUUUCCUGACCUCUGUCACUGACAAGCACGAGCGACAAAUCAAAGAGGGUGGGAAGAUAGGGGGAGAUAUCGAAGAGUUCGAGAGUACUCUCGAGGAGCAAAAGAAGGAAAGGAGUAAGGAGAUGUCAAAGGAAACGAAAACUAAAAAUUACACCAUUUCAUUUCCUAAACAGGUUAUCGCUUGCACGAAACGACAGGUUAAGGUGAUGAGAGGUGAUCCACUGAGUUUGGGGGGAAAGUGGGGAGGAAUUCUGUUCCAAAGUUUAAUCGUUGGGUCUCUGUUUUAUAAUUUGCCUAAGAAUGCGGCCGGAGUGUUCCCUCGUGGAGGUGUUUUGUUUUUUACCCUUUUAUUCAACGCCUUGCUAGCCCUAGCAGAACUUACGGCGGCGUUCGAUUCUAUUCCGAUAUUGAUGAAACAUAAGAGCUUCUCAUUUUAUCGCCCAUCCGCAUAUGCCAUAGCUUUGGUCCUUGUCGAUUUACCCCUCUGCUUUAUUCAGGUCUUCAUAUGGAACAUAGUCAUUUACUUUAUGGCCGGAUUGCAACGUACCGCGUCCCAAUUUUUCAUCAGUUUAUUGAUUAUAUUCUUCGUUACAUUGUCGAUGUAUUCAUUUUUUAGAAUGCUUGGGGCAUUCUCUUCAAAUUUGGAUGCUGCUACUAGGAUCACUGGUGUCUCAAUUCAAGCCUUGGUUGUCUACACAGGCUAUCUUAUCCCGCCCUCAUCUAUGCAUCCAUGGUUCUCUUGGAUAAGGUGGAUCAAUCCUAUCCAGUAUGGAUUUGAGGCUCUCAUGGCCAAUGAGUUCUACAAUCUGGAGAUCGAGUGUGUGCCGCCGUAUCUGGUACCAGUUGGUCCUGGUGUUCAGCCACAGUAUCAAUCUUGUCUUUUGCAAGGCGGUCGGCCCGGAUCCACCACUGUGAACGGUGCAGAUUACAUACAAUCGCAGUUUACCUAUACAAGAUCACACUUAUGGAGAAACGUCGGAUUUAUCAUAGCGUUUUGGCUUUUCUUCGUUUUUAUGACAGCACUGGGUUUGGAAUUGAAGAAGCCGAAUAAGGGUGGAGGAGCUGUCACCGUAUUCAAGAGAGGACAAGCCCCAACGCAUGUUGAGAAUGCUAUGAAUAAGGGUAAUUCCGUGGAUGUAGAGGCUGCAGAGAAAGAAGUUGGUAGGAUCGGCAAUGAGGAAAGUAAUAAUCGCACCGAGGAAGCUGCAGUCGCAAAGAAUGAUACAAUCUUUACCUGGCAGGGAGUUACAUAUACUAUUCCAGUUAAAAAUGGACACAGGACACUUUUACAGGAUGUCCAAGGAUAUGUUAAACCUGGGAGACUCACUGCCUUGAUGGGAGAAUCAGGUGCCGGAAAAACCACUCUUCUCAAUACUUUGGCUCAGCGUAUCAGCUUUGGUGUGGUUGAAGGCACUUUCCUAGUUGAUGGCCAGCCUCUUCCUCUCUCAUUUGCCCGCGCUACUGGUUUUGCGGAACAACAGGAUGUUCACGAGCCGACUGCAACUGUAAGGGAGGCCUUACGGUUCUCUGCUUUACUAAGACAGCCAAAGGAGGUGUCUACUGAGGAGAAGUAUGAUUAUGUCGAAAAAAUAAUUCAUCUUCUUGAGAUGGACGAGCUCGCAGGGGCCACAGUUGGAACCCAGGGCAAUGGCUUGAACCAAGAGCAGAGAAAGCGGUUGACUAUUGGUGUGGAGCUUGCGAGUAAACCGGAGCUUCUCAUGUUUCUCGACGAGCCAACUUCAGGCCUUGACUCAAAUGCGGCGUUUAAUGUAAUACGAUUUUUGAGGAAGCUUGCGGAUUCUGGCCAGGCCAUUCUUUGCACCAUUCAUCAACCGAGUGCAGUCCUUUUUGAGAAUUUUGACGAUUUGAUUCUUCUGAAGAAGGGUGGACGCGUUGUCUAUCACGGAGAGCUUGGGCAGGAUUCCCAAAAGAUGAUCAAGUAUUUCGAAGGCAACGGCGCGCCUAAGUGCCCUAAGGAUAAAAACCCUGCAGAAUAUAUGCUCGAAGCAAUUGGUGCUGGAGAUCCCAAUCGAAAGGAGAAGGACUGGGGUGAAGUUUGGUCGAACUCCAACGAACACAGCGAGCGAGCACGUGAAAUUGAACAAAUUGUUUCAGAUCGACGUUCUAAAGCUGAUUCCUCAACCCACGAUGACCGCGAGUUUGCUAUGCCUUGGUUCACACAGGUUUUGGCGGUUGUGAGAAGAACCUUUGUGUCGUACUGGAGAGCACCGGAAUACGUCGUUGGAAAGUUCGCACUCCACAUUUUCACAGGUCUUUUCAAUGCCUUUACUUUCUACAAGCUUGGAAAUACUUCGAUUGAUAUGCAAUCUCGACUCUUUAGUGUGUUCAUGGUGCUCACCAUAUCCCCACCACUUAUUCAACAGUUGCAGCCAAAAUAUUUGCAUUUAAGGGAUCUUUUCAUGGCUCGCGAAAGCUCUUCAAAAAUCUAUCACUGGUCUGCCUUUGUAAUCGCUGCUAUUUUAGUAGAAAUACCCUAUUCAAUUGUAGCUGGAACUUUGUUUUUUGUUUCCUGGUUUUUCCCUGUCGGGUUCCCAAGAGAUAGUUUUACUGUUGGGUACACAUGGAUGCUACUAAUGCUGUUUGAACUAUACUAUGUCAGCUUUGGUCAAGCUAUCGCCUCGUUUUCGCCGAACGAACUUCUUGCCAGUUUGCUUGUCCCGGUAUUUUUCCUCUUCGUCGUUUCAUUCUGCGGUGUUGUCAUACCAUUUGCUGGUAUUCCAAAAUUCUGGCAUUUCGUAUACCGCGUCAGCCCAUUCACCUACCUAGUAGAAGGCUUCUUGGGUGUCCUCGUCCACAACGUGCCUGUUAGAUGUUCUGAGAACGAAUUGGCGAGGAUCCCGAAACCACCUGGGCAAUCGUGUGAGAACUAUACUACUGCGUUUAUUAGGCAAGCCGGAGGGUAUGUUCAGGAGGUUGGAAAUGAGUGCAGGUUUUGCCAAUAUUCUGACGGAGAUGAAUUUGCGAGAAACUUUAAUAUCUAUUAUAGGCAUCACUGGAGAAAUUUUGGUAUUUUCUGGGCUUUCAUAGUCUUUAAUUUUGCGGUCGUAUUCAUUUGCACUUGGUUAUACUUAGGUGGUUUGAAGAAGAUGCUGAAACGGGGGAAGAAGGUAGCGAAAAAGUGA
Morchella importuna is the source of this 4542-nucleotide messenger RNA. RefSeq lists its product as uncharacterized. Gene Ontology annotation, cellular component: membrane. Gene Ontology annotation, biological process: transmembrane transport. The record is from RefSeq and is a predicted model, not a curated record. The transcript has 12 exons. Lineage: Eukaryota; Fungi; Ascomycota; Pezizomycetes; Pezizales; Morchellaceae. Gene Ontology annotation, molecular function: ATP hydrolysis activity; ABC-type transporter activity; ATP binding. The coding region runs from base 1 to 4542 and encodes 1513 amino acids.